Molecule: messenger RNA, 1768 nt
Organism: Megalops cyprinoides (Indo-Pacific tarpon)
Lineage: Eukaryota; Metazoa; Chordata; Actinopteri; Elopiformes; Megalopidae
Gene: chek2
Product: checkpoint kinase 2
Exons: 14
Coding region: 140-1669 (509 amino acids)
Biological process (GO): protein phosphorylation; mitotic DNA damage checkpoint signaling
Cellular component (GO): nucleus; cytoplasm
Molecular function (GO): protein serine/threonine kinase activity; ATP binding; protein binding
Source: RefSeq, a predicted model, not a curated record
UAUGAGCGGUGCAACUGAAGUGAUUGGAGCGAAAAAUUGCCGUACUUGUCUUGGGCACGUGUUAUCGAUAUCGAUUGACCAGAAAACCAGGGAGCCACCAACUGUGUGCUGAGUGUGUCACUUCCAGGGCAGCCGCACCAUGUCUCAAGAGGCUGACUCUAGCCAGUCCCAGGCUCCGACUCAGUCACAAAGCAGCUCCAGCUCUUCCUCCGCCCCAGCAUCCACUAGCCAGUCCUCCUCCUCCUCAGGGUCUGGGACGCUCAGUUCUGUGGACACUGCUCCAGUGCGGGACCUGGCAUCCAUUCCGGAGGAGCCAGAGGUACAGCCCUGGGGGUGCCUCCUUCCCAUGGAAAGGGGCUUCAAAGUACACAAUUGUUCAGAGGACGAGUACUGGUUUGGACGGGACCGGACGUGUCAUUACUGUUUCAAUGACCCUAUUUUAAAAGCAUCUGAAAACUUUACCACUUACAGUAAGAAACACUUCAGAAUCUUCAGGGAACAAGACAUUGUCUACAUUGAGGACACAAGUGUGAAUGGAACCUUUGUGGAUGGGGAGCUUGUUGGGAAGGGCAAGAGGCUUCCACUGGCUAACAAUGUUAAGCUGGCUCUCACUCAGCCCCACCACAAAGUGUUUAUGUUCAUUGAUCUCAUGGUGGCUGAACAGUCAAAUCUCCCCAGAGAGUUCACAGACAAGUACCUGAUUUCUAGAAAGAUUGGCGCAGGCGUUUGUGGUGAAGUUAAACUGGCAUUCGAAAAAGCAACAUGCAAAAAGGUAGCCGUGAAGACAAUAAAUAAGAAUGACUUCCCAUGCACCGGAACUGCUGCACGAAAUGCAGAGAGAGAAAUUGAAAUUCUGAAAAAGGUAGACCAUCCUUGUUUGAUCCAGACAGAGGACUUUUUCCAAACGGAUGAAUCCUAUUACAUUGUAUUAGAACUCAUGGAAGGCGGAGAACUGUUUGACAGAGUCAAAACUAAAAAACAGCUUGACGAGUCAAUUGCCAAGCUGUAUUUUUUUCAGAUGUUGCUGGCAGUAGAAUACCUUCACAGCAACGGAAUCAUUCACAGAGAUCUAAAACCGGAAAACGUCCUCCUGGCCUCAAAUGAUGACAUCUGCCUCAUUAAGAUCACAGACUUCAACCAGUCCAAGAUUCUGGAGGAGACAUCUCUGAUGAGGACUCUGUGUGGCACGCCCACCUACCUGGCACCAGAGGUGUUCACAGACGCUGUCACGGUGGGCUACAGCAGGGCUGUGGACUGCUGGAGCCUAGGAGUCCUCUUAUUUGUAUGUUUAGGAGGGUAUCCCCCGUUUCACACAGAGGGGACUGACAUGACCGUCAUGGAGCAGAUCACUCAGGGAUAUUACCGGUUUAUCCCUUCAAAAUGGGACAGGAUAUCAGACAAAGCCAAAGAUCUUGUUAAGAAGCUUCUCGUGGUGGACCCCAAAAAGAGACUGACCAUUGAGGAGGCACUGCAGCAUCCAUGGUUGCAGGAUGAGCAGAUGAAGGCCACAGCCUUUAAAGUCAUGUACCCUGAUGGAGCCCCUUCAGAUGUGCAGGUAAAGUAUUUUGAGAAACUACUCAACAUUUAUAUUUCACAUGCUUUGAGGUUUUCUUUUUUCUGUUUAUUCUUGACAAGAGUGUACUGGGAACAGUUGAGAAAUGGUGAAUAACAGCAUCUUUACAUCUGUAUCUGUAGCCUUCUACCAGUCACAAACGGCCACUGGACAAAGAUGAGUUGCCAGCGAAGAGGAGGCAAGCUCCACUGUCAU